AAUCAACUCGCUGGCGAUCCGCGGCCUGCUUAUAAUAACUGUUUAUCGCCAUCCGCAAUUCAUUCAUUCACUUGUUUUCUUCUGCAACUUUCGACAAUCAAAUAUCUAGUCGGCCGAGACUGUGAGAAACGACAAAUUGUUCGCUGCGCGUUUUUUUUUUCUCUUCUGUGGACGGUGAUUUUUGGGCAUUUGGUUUGUGUGAUUAGCGCAAUUGAACUUGGACUAAUAAAUUAUGGCUGAUGUCAAAGGUACCUCGAGCUUGAGCGACAGUAUCCUAGGCCUGAACGAGAUCACAGAAAACAAAUCGCUAUGGAAAAUGCUGGCUGCUGAGUUUAUUGGCACACUGAUUUUGGUCACAGUGGGUUGUGGAUCCUGCCUGGGAAAUCCCACAAUUGUCCAGAUCGCCCUGGCUUUUGGCCUAACAGUUGCCGCUCUAGUCCAAGCAAUCGGCCAUGUGAGCGGCGGCCACAUUAAUCCUGCAGUAACAGUCAGUUUCUUCAUCACUGGAGAGAUCAAUUUGGUGCGAACCAUUCUCUUCAUUCUAGUGCAAUGCAUUGGAGCUAUUGCGGGGGCUGGAAUAUUAAAGGCUUUGCUGCCCGCUUCCUUCAUCAACGGCAACCUGGGCUUCACUGAAGUGGCCCCAGAAAUCCAGCCAAUCAAUGGACUGUUCUUCGAGCUUGUUUUCACUUUUAUUCUGGUGUUUGUUAUCCAUGGCGUUUGCGAUGGAAGAAGGAACGACAUCAAAGGCAGCAUUCCGCUGGCCAUUGGACUUACCGUUACUGCAGCCCAUUUAAGUGGGAUUCACUUCACUGGGUCCAGCAUCAAUCCAGCCCGCACUUUCGGCCCUUCCGUGGUCAUGAACUUCUGGAAUGACCACUGGGUCUAUUGGGUGGGCCCAAUUGCAGGCGGGGUGCUCGCAGGGUUGCUUUACAAGUACAUCUUUAAGGUGCAGAAGGGCGACAACGAUUCCUACGAUUUUUAAUGGAAACCCCAGCUAAUAUUCCUCUAGUUUAUUUAUAUCAUUGUCACCGUUUGCGAAGGCAUUUUUAUAAAAUGUUUCAUCUUCCCUGUUGAUCACUAGUUAGUAAAGCACCCAAUUCGUUGAUUUUUCACUCGGUUUGCUCACUUGUAAUGUGAGGGAAAGCGCCGAUUUGACCAAUUACUCAUAAUAUUUAUAGUUCAAUAUGUUCGCAUACAUUAAGCGUAGGCGUGUAAAUAAAAUCAGUAUUAAUAAAUGUAUAUUUUA
Messenger RNA from Dendroctonus ponderosae (mountain pine beetle), 1246 nucleotides. RefSeq names its product aquaporin AQPAe.a. Gene Ontology annotation, biological process: transmembrane transport. Gene Ontology annotation, cellular component: plasma membrane. The record is from RefSeq and is a predicted model, not a curated record. The coding region runs from base 233 to 982 and encodes 249 amino acids. Lineage: Eukaryota; Metazoa; Arthropoda; Insecta; Coleoptera; Curculionidae. Gene Ontology annotation, molecular function: water channel activity. The transcript has 6 exons.